This is a messenger RNA of Pundamilia nyererei, 1689 nucleotides long. Its product is annotated as leucine-rich repeat-containing protein 43. NCBI's taxonomy places the organism in Eukaryota, Metazoa, Chordata, Actinopteri, Cichliformes, Cichlidae. Bases 130 to 1689 code for a protein of 519 amino acids. The record is from RefSeq and is a predicted model, not a curated record. Gene Ontology annotation, cellular component: cytoplasm. The transcript has 10 exons.
UCCUUUUCUUCUGACAGACAGACCAAAGACUGACCAUGAAUGCACGAACUACACUAGCUACAGUGGGACCGUGGUGUAAAUCCGCCUAAAUGUGAUGACUAAGUCAGCUACACAGUGACUAAGUCAGCCAUGAGCUCAAGCACACUGUCUGCUGUGAUAGAGAAGCUGAUUCGCAGCCUAUGUCUGAAUGACUUUCCCGGUGGAAAUGGCACAUGGAGAAACACCAAAGGGAGUGCGGAGCGAGCAGAGAUGGAGUCCACAGAUGCUCUCCUGGAUCUGCUGAGCUGCCCUCAUUCUCCAUGGCGCCAUGAUGCAAUGUGGAGCCCUCAAGCUUUGCCUCUCAGACAGCUGGCAGUGCUCACACCUGAACGCCUCCACGCCCCCUUCAUUUACAACUACUUCACUUCACUUCGUAUUGUUGACAGAGACGUAACAGCCAUUGACGGUGGUCUGUUGAAGUUCUCAAAGCUGGAGGAGCUGGUGCUGAAUGCUAACAAAAUCUCAGAAGUACCCACAGUACACCUUCCCGGCACUUUAAAGAUUUUGGAGCUACGUGCAAACCGGCUGUCGUCUUUAGACAGCCUCACCAGCGGUGCUCCUCCUCCCCACCUGCAGUACCUCGGCCUCGGCUCAAACACUCUGGGUUCCCACAAUGAUGUCACUCAUCUUACUGGAAGACAGUGGCCACAGCUGGUGUGUCUGGACCUCAGCGACUGUGGGUUUCAGGACCAGCCAGCUCUGCUAAAUGGCUUGAGCACCCUGCCUUGCCUCAGGACGCUGCUGCUGGAGGGAAAUCCUUUCGCGCUUGCGUCUUCAUACCCAGGACUGACUGUGGACAGCCUCCCGCAGCUUUCCUGUCUGGACACCUCAUGGAUUUCCCCGGAGGAGAGGAUUCGCUUUAGGGGCUUGGCCAAGAUGAGUGGCCUGGCAGUAGGCAUAGCGUCACCCACAGUGAGCGUGGGCAGGAUGAUGGGAAUUCCAGAUCCUCGGAUGACUGUGGAUGACAAAGCUCCCGUUUUCCCUGUGGUCAGCUACCACUAUUUUAUCACCUACGAGUUCCUGAGGCAUCAGACACCUGCUCACUCGAAACUUGACACUGAGACAAAAUCUGACACAAGAUCUGUGACUGAAGGCCAACGAUCAAACGAGAACGGCGAAAAACAGACGUCCAAACAAGAUGGCGGCAUUCUGAACUCAGAGAAACCCAGUUGUGGCAACACAUGUGAAGUGUUAAGGCACAGCACGUCCAAGCUGUCGUGGUCAGAGAGCAUGGACUUCGGUGACACGCAAACCCACACUGUGAGCGCUCUGGGAGAUUUAAAGAAAUUCCUCAAUCGGGGACUGCGUUUAUGCUUAGAGGAAGAAAAGGUCCUGUCGUGGCCUGCAGCUUCUGAAGAAGUCCCGCUGACCAAAGCCAACCAAACUGGAAAAGAGAAGAAAGGCAGGAGGGAGAAAGAAUCUCCAGUUAAAUCUGAUUUCACCAAGUCUAAAGACAAAAAUAAAAAAUCUGUAGCUGAGCUGGUCCAAGAUGCCCCGAUCAGACGAAUCCUUGGCUCCGUGCACAUCCCCCUGCAAAGCCUGGUCAGAGGAGGCCAGCAGGUUAAAGUCCUCUGUGACUUUGGCAUGCUGCACACAGACUCUGAGGUGGAAGCAACACAAACACAUCAAAAGGCAAGUUUGCACAUAUGA